Condylostylus longicornis is the source of this 1655-nucleotide messenger RNA. RefSeq names its product basic-leucine zipper transcription factor A-like. The transcript has 3 exons. Gene Ontology annotation, cellular component: extracellular matrix. Bases 96 to 1532 code for a protein of 478 amino acids. NCBI's taxonomy places the organism in Eukaryota, Metazoa, Arthropoda, Insecta, Diptera, Dolichopodidae. The record is from RefSeq and is a predicted model, not a curated record.
CAAAGUUCUUACCAGUAAGAAUUAAUUUAGAAGACUUUAAAAUAAUUUAAAUUUAAUCAAAAAGAAAAAAGGAUUAAACAAAUUUCAAUUAGAAAAUGUUAAGGAGUUUUCCUUUUGUGAUCAUAUGUUUUACAAUAUAUACGAAUGCAUAUGUUAUACAACAUUUAGGUUUAAAUCAUGCAAGUUUAACACAUCAUCCUAGUAAUCCACCAAUAAUUCGGAUACCACAACCAUCAAAAACAAUAUUGCAUCAUCCAUCCGAAAUUAUAUCAGUUCAACCAAUUAGAUCUCAUAUAUUGAAAACAUCAUCGUCUAGUGAUGAUAGUGAUUUUAAUCCACAUCCACGUUACAGUUUCUCAUAUGAUAUCAAAGAUUUAAAAACUGGUGAUGAAAAACAACAAGAAGAAAAACGUGAUGGAGAUCAUGUACAAGGAAAGUAUUCAUUAGUUGAACCAGAUGGUACAAGAAGAAUUGUUGCAUAUACAGCUGAUAAUUUGAGUGGUUUUAAUGCAAUUGUAUCAAAAGAGCCUUUACAUGGUCAACAGAACCAACAACAACGUCAACAACAGCAACAACAAAUUAAUGAACAACAAACAACAGAGAUAACAUCAUCAACUGAAGAUGAUGAAAAUCUUGAAGAAUUUAGACAACAGUUAGCACAGCAUCAAGCUGAAAUUGAAGAAGAACAACGUCGUCAACGAGAACAAUUAAGACAAUCUGUAAUACAACAACAAGAAGAAUUGACAAGAGAACAAUUAAGACAGACGGCACUUAAACAACAGCAACAACAACAACAACAGGAACAAAUAGCUAGAGCACAAGCAAUUGUUUUAGCACAAUCAAUACCCAGUUCAGUUUUAGGUCAUACAGUUCAUUCAACAAUUGUUCACCAUCAUACACCAACAUUAAGAUUACAUAAUGUACCUGUAUUAACAACAAAUCAACAUAUUUCAACAUUAGAAACUCAUCCAACAAUUGUUAAAAGUAUUGGUUUACCAAGAACACAUAUUUUAUCACAACAUCCAACAACAUUAUUACAAACACAAUUUCUUUCAUCACCUUCGGUUGUAUUUACAUCCCGUAUUGAUUCAAGUAGUAGUGAUUUAACAAAUAGAAAUUUAAAUCAACAAGAACAACAGGAUCAACAACAACACCAACAACAAUUACAACAACAUCGAAUCGAUGAUAGUGAUAGUGAAAUCGAUUUAAGUGAAUUAAGAGAAAGACACCGUGAUCUUAGUGAUGAACAACGUAUUUUAAAUGAAAAUGAACAAAAUGAUAAUGGUAAUGGUCAUAGAUUAAAUAAUGGCAAUGGAAUACAUAGUAAUAAUGAUAGAAAAGAAUAUAGAAAUGGUAAUGGUAAUCAUCGAAAUAUUCAUGAAUCUAACGGUAAACGAAGAAAUGGAUUGAAUGGAAAUGAUAAUGGUACAGAACAUGAAAUUGGUACGAAUGGAAAUGAAAUCGAUGAUCGUUUAAAUGAAAAUAGAUAUAACGGUAAAAGCGAACAGCGUUUCUACUAUCGUCGUUAUUAAAAAAACAGUUAUUAAAAAAAACAAAAGAGUUUUUUAAAUUUAGCGGGAAAACAAAAAUUAUUAAUUUACUUUAGAUUUUAGCGUGAAAUGAAAAAAAUUUUAAAAAGGACAUGACUGACCCGA